AUGCUUGCUGCAAGCGCACUUCCAAGUACGUCAGCAGGUUCUGACACGUGCCUCAUCCUGAAUUACACUUGGAGUUUGUAUGUAUGUUUUUCACCGAGUUUUAAUCAGUGUUGGUACGAUUCGAUGGCGUGGCGACCGCUGGUGGCGCGUGUGAAGAGAUGGACGCGUGACGCAUAUGUGCCUCUGCGUGUCAUGCUGCACCCCGAUGAGGGGGAGGUAUGGGGACGCGCCCUGGGCGUUCAGGGACCAUGCACGUCGGUCGUGGCAGGGUUCGUCCUGAAGGAGCAGCGAGAGCGCCUGAGCAAGUUUAAGGAUCUACUAGAGGUGACGGACCACGAGAUCAUCAUGAAGCCGCGGUUCAGCACUGUUGAGGAGCGGUCCCAGGCGUUCCAGAGGAUGGAAUUCGAGCUGAAGCAGGAAGGAGCGUUCCCAUUCUGGCAGGACGAGUUCUACAUGGCAAGGACGACGUUCUCCAGUCCCACUAUUUUCAACUACCACCGUGGCGUGGGGCCCUACUUCGGUCUCAGUCAGUUCGCUUCUCACCUCAAUGGAUUUGUACGCGACAAGGAGACUGGCACGGUGACACAUGUGUGGAUCGCAACACGUAGCGCCUCCAAGAAGCGCUGGCCACUGAUGCGCGACACCAUCGCGGGCGGAGGACUGCCUGCAGGCAUCUCAGCGCUCGAUAAUAUGGUGAAGGAGGCGCAAGAAGAGGCUGGACUGAAUCCAUCUUGGACGCGUUCGCGGCUCGUGGCUGCCGGCAGCAUCUCGUACGUGUCCAAUCAUCCGUACGGCUUAACAAACGAUACGAUGCUCAUAUUUGACGUGGAGCUGCCGAUGGAUAUUGUUCCGGUCAAUCAAGACGGCGAGGUGGAGAGCUUCGACCUGAUGCCUGUACAGGACGUACUUUCACGUCUGUGGUCGGAGUCCGAGCGCUUCAAGCCUGACGUGUGCAUUCUACUGCUCGACUUCUUCGUCCGUCAUGGUGUGAUCUCGGCUGACAAUUUUCCUGACUACGAGGAGCUCCAGCGAGCACUGCGCAGCACGGAGAACCCGUACGAUGCGUUUAACCGAAGCAGCUAG
This is a messenger RNA of Phytophthora nicotianae INRA-310, 1083 nucleotides long. RefSeq lists its product as hypothetical. The record is from RefSeq and is a predicted model, not a curated record. The coding region runs from base 1 to 1083 and encodes 360 amino acids. The transcript has 2 exons. NCBI's taxonomy places the organism in Eukaryota, Oomycota, Peronosporomycetes, Peronosporales, Peronosporaceae.